Molecule: messenger RNA, 3376 nt
Organism: Dimorphilus gyrociliatus
Lineage: Eukaryota; Metazoa; Annelida; Polychaeta; Dinophilidae
Source: the annotation of a GenBank genome assembly
AUUUGGAAUAGCCUUUAAGAGAAGGCCGUGGACGGUCGAAAAGGAGCUGCCUCGCCCAGAAAAAGAAUUUUAGACACGUGUUUCAUACAGGAAACUUGUUUACAGCUCAUUCCGAAAACAAUUUUAAACUUCUUAUAACGUUACGUAGACGUUGGCGAGAAGAUUCUAAAGAGUAUGUUAUCUACGUAUUGAAAUUUCUACCUUUACUUUCAACGAUGUUAAAUCCUGUUCUGACCGCGCCCUUUUUUAAAUUUCUGUGAUCAAGUUAAAGGUCGUUAGAAAUUGAUUUCCUUAUCAUAACAUUUUCUAAAUAAAACUAUAUGAUAAGGAACGUAGUAGGCUGAGAUAAUGUUAAGACGAGAAAUAGCAGUAGCAAUAAAUGAACUUGUUUAACCAGUUGCUAACUAUUUCAGAUUAGGCUGUUCGAAUGAUAUGCCAGGAGUCAUGAAUAAUCCAGACUAUCCACAGGAUCCAGAUCCAUAUUUUGCUUAUCACGACGAUUAUAAGAGUUCAAGGGAUAGAAGGUUCGAUAGAGAUCAAGAAGACCACUAUUACAAUGAGAGGCCAAGAAGAAACAAUGAUUACUCCGAACAAUCAAGAGAGAACAGCGGUCGCCGAAGAAAUGAUAGACGAACGUAUGAUAACGAUUAUCAAUCAAUGCAUGACGAAAGAGAAGAUUUAUAUUCCAAAGUGAGACGUCCUCACAGAGAUCGCGAUGGACAGAAUAUAGGUGCUCACAACGUCGUUGAAUCAUACAACAACAGCGAAAGAGGUCAAAGAAGAAGAAACGACAAUAUGAAUAGAGAAGAAGGACAAAUUAUUGAUCUUGAUCAUUUAGUCACCAUGUCAAUGGAUCGAGUGAGAGACAUUAAAGAAGGAAUUGAAUAUCUUAGAGGAAUUAGACAAUGGUUGAAUAAAUUACACUGUUCUAUAGAGGUAGCUAGGGGAAAGCUGUUUUGCUACGAGGCUGGAACUAAAAAAGAAUUAGAAGUUUACCCUCUCGACUCAAUCAGUCACGUAACUCCCGUAGAAUCGAUAGAUAACAUUUACAACAACGUUAUUUUAUUUGUAAUUAACGGUGAAGUCACAAGGGAGUUGGCAGCCUUUCAAUGUGUGGAUAGGUCAGCUCACGAAGUAGCUGACAUGAUCGAAAGAGCUAAGAUGAUAAAAAGAGAUCGUCCUAUAUCUCCUCAACCUUCUGAACGAUAUACGGAUGAGGACAAAAAAAUUGUUAUGAAUCGAGUAAAAAUGAUUGAACAAGCCCAAACAUCUCUACAGGAAGCAGGCCCUUACGUUGCUGGUCAAACAAAAGAAAAAUUUCGAAAGUCUAUGAGAAGGAGUAACGAGCGUCACGAUAGUAAUGCGUCUUUGCUUGAUGAAAAAACAGAAAGGGAUUCGCAAAUGUUAAAUCGAUGUUUCGACGAUAUUGAACGCUUUAUUUAUAAGCUGCAGCAGGCUGCUGAGUAUCAUAGACGCCUUAAGGCGGCUGGAAGAAGAAAUAGAAGGGACGACGGAAUUCUAACUGAGCGUUCUCGUCCACCUCCUUCUAAGGAAUUCAUCGAAGUUUUUCAGAAAUUUAAACUUUCGUUCAUUUUAUUAGCCAAGCUUAGGGAUGAUAUUUUCCGGCCUACUGCACCAGAACUUAUUGCCCAUCUGUUCACUCCUUUAAAUAUAAUAGUCUCGGCAUCAAGAGAUCCUGAGACAAACCAACCAGAGAUCGCCUCGAAAGUUGUUAGCCCCUUACUAACUAGACAAGCUAAGGAAUUACUUGAAGAAAGCCUUACUGAACGAGAAAGGUUUCUCUGGGAAUCUCUAGGCCCUUCUUGGACCCAAACAAGAGAAGAAUGGACGGGAUAUGUCCCACCGUACUAUCCCAAUUUUGAGGGAUUAAGUUCAAGGCAAGAUGUCACAUCAGAAGCAGAGUUUGAUCAUCCAAGGCAGCCGCGUGGUCGACGACACGAAGAUAGUAGCAGAUAUGAAAGAGAGAGGCCAAGACAAGAGAGCAAUGGUCAAAAACGAGUUCCCGACACAUGGAAUUCUGAAGGUCUUGGAUACGGAGAUGACGAACCAGUUCAACCAGAAGUUGUACGUAGAGAACAAGCAAGGCAUUCGGCAGAAAAACCAAAAGAUUACGAUUCCAAUCCUAGAAACAGUCGCGAGACUAACAAAUCAUCAAACAAAGCUCAAAAAGCAGUUACCGAAAAGUUACCUAGUAAUCCAGAGGAAAGAAAUUUAGAAUUUUAUCGCAGACUCUUAAACGAAAAUGCAGAUAUCGCCAAGGCAACAGCCUCCAGAGAAGGAAGCAAUAAUAAAGAAUUAGAUGUAUAUAGCGGAGAGUAUCUAAAAGUUCUAGACCACUCAAGAAAUUGGUGGAAACUGAUGAAUGCAGAUGGAAAUAAGGGCUUUGCUCCUUUUAAUAUAUUGUCACCAAUUAAUGGAGAUUUACAGCCUCCAGCGCCCACAAGUCAUAGACGAUCUGUUUCGUCUGAAUCAAGUGUUAGUAACAUUCCGAAAGCACCACCUCCUCCUCCUGAAUCAUGGAAAUAUGAGCGUCCAAACGGUUCUCGUAGCUCAAUUCCAGAAAAUGAUUCCAACGAAGUACAACAACAGAAGAAGAAAACUAGUAAUUAUGAGCGAGAUGUGAAAUAUUCUAAGCAAGCGAGUCAGCAAGAUACGCUUAACUUAGAAUUGAAGAAUAGGUUAACGAUGGGAAAGACAGAAAGGGAUCAGUUUAGAUCGAAACAGAGAGUGUCCGUAACGAUCAUCUCCGAUAAAAGCUCGGCGGACGAAGUCAGAGAAUGGUUAAGAAAUAAACGUUUUGAUAAUGAAGUAAUUGAAGCUUUACAAGGAAGGUCUGGUAGAGAAUUGUUUGAUCUAAGCAAAAGGCAAAUUGAGCAAAUAUGCGGAUAUGAUGAAGCUGAUAGGUUGGAGACUCAAUUAAAUGUUCAAAAAGGAAAGUGUGGUUACAAAUCUAAGGAAUCUGCCGAAUUGCAAAGAAUUCUUAGAUCACGAAAAUCAAUAUUAGAAGAUAAUUAAUCAACUUUUCAUUACUGGUGCCUUGAUUUACGGCUGAUAAGGUUUUACGCACUUUUAUGCCUUAUUAAGCGAUGAAACCUAAGAAAUGUGAUACUAUUUGUUGUAGUUUUAUUCUUUUUCGCUUCGAAAAUAUUAUGCUAUUAUACAAUUGACUGUAUUCUCAGAAAAUGUGACUAUAAGUGCACAAUAUUUCAAAAAUUACACUGCAGUUAACCUCUUUGGCAAAGAAUAAUAUGUGAUCAAAAUAGUUACAUAUAGUCGUUAUUUGUUUGUUUUUAUUAAUGAUUCAACAUUAUCUCUUUUUACACUUAAAUAAACUACUCUUCCAUGGUUUGGUGCU